Rhopilema esculentum is the source of this 2650-nucleotide messenger RNA. Its product is annotated as cytoglobin-1. NCBI's taxonomy places the organism in Eukaryota, Metazoa, Cnidaria, Scyphozoa, Rhizostomeae, Rhizostomatidae. Gene Ontology annotation, molecular function: oxygen binding; heme binding. The record is from RefSeq and is a predicted model, not a curated record.
AUCUACUCCUACAAUAAGCUGAGUGUAAUCUUUUCAUCUGCGACUGUUUAGUUGAAGCCACUAAGUCUAAAGAAUAUUUGGGAGAGUUGGUUUGCCCAGUGCGUGAAAAAAUGGGAGCCUCUGGACCGAGGCGUGAUAUAUAUUUUAUUUAUACGAAGCCUCGUGACUAGCGUACAUCUGCUUGUAAACACGCUCUUUCUCACAAAUCCGCGAAUCUCGCAGCAGUUCAGUAUGUGAUCAAGUUUUAGACGGACAGCAAAGCAAAGUCGCUGCUUGCAACUGGCUAAAAGGAAGCCAUGGGCAUAGCUGUGUCGAGAGCGACCGUAGCUCGCAAGAAAAUGAAGCAAAAAAUCGAGCCGAUAACAUUUCCCAUUUCUGUUUACGAUAAAUACUUGCUGAAGUCUAGCUGGAGGCAGCUCGAGGCAAAGCAAGUUGAAUUCGGUGUUGGACUCUUUCAAAGUGUCUUCUUGAAGCGCCCCGAACUGAUCAACAAAUUUCCUGAAUUCAAAAGUAUGGAUGAUCUAGAAGAAAUGAAAAGUUGGCAUUUGCUAAAAGGGCACCCAAGAAAAUUAUCCUUUGCAUUCAAUCUUGCCAUAGACUCGAUUGAUGAUGGACUUGCCUUCAUUGAAAAGAUAGAGAGCAUAGGAUACAAACACAUUGACAAAAUGUCGGAUAACGACAUGGAGCUUAUGGGGGCUGCAAUUAUCGAAACGGUCAGAGACUUGACACCAGCUGGAUUGUGGACAAGAGACGUCGAGAAAGCAUGGAAAUCAUUGUAUAGUUACAUUUGUAAAUUAUUCAAGGACAGCAUCGAAAAGGCAAAAUCUACAACCUGUUGAAACACAUGUUUUCAGUACAGGUACGGGCCUAACAAACUUGGGAAAAUGCUGAGCCAUUUUGAGAAUCUAUUGAAAGAAACAGCAAUUUUUUGGCCCUUCAGUAAAUGAUUGUUGAGCCACAAAAUCAUUCAUCGUUGUGUCUGAAAAACAAAAAUCGCAAAAAAUCUUUCUUACCUAGCUAUCGACUACAAAAUUUAAACCCAGUGACUUCUGGUUAUAGGCCUAUAUCUUUCCAUUCCCAUAGUUUCAUUAAUUAACUAUUCCCUCCUCCCAAUUAGAAAACAUGCAAGGGAGAUAUUUGUUCCCACUGUGUUUUCGAGAUAUGUUGUACAAUUUGAUGACUAAAUUUUUUCUAUUCAAUAUUCCCUCCACAUUGUCCCCAAGGGCGCGGCCCUUGCCAUUGAGAUUAUACCGCUGGUGAACAUUUCGCUGCUUUCCUUUGUAUGGGAGUUUCAAUUUUAGGCAUAAUUCGUUUUGCUUAAACAUCGCCGGGCUUACAGAUUAUCUGUUUACCAAAUUUUCUCUCAACAGACUUCAACCCGGGUUAAAAAACGUGUUAAGCUCGAUCUGGGUAGAGAUUCCAUUGGAGGAAUUUCUAGCACAAUCGGCACGAAAUUCAACGCGGGUUGAUUUUUUUCCUGUAAGGGGCCACAAAGGUUGGCUGACUCGCAAAACUUUAUUUUGAACAGUAAGUGAGAUCCAUAUAUCGAUACCCACGACAACAACUGGCUUGCAAUCGAAGGCACCAUUAAGCUAAAUAAAAAUCUCUUGAAACCAGUGGCGGCGUCAAGAGGUGGUAUGCCGUCAAGAGCCCCCCCCCCCCAUUUUAGGCGAAACAUGGUCUACAUAUUUCGUCUAAAAACGGAUUAGAAAGCACUAGGUAAGGGUAGAUCACAUUUCCUAAGGAAAUUUGACCUGAUAUAAAUAACUGAAACGAGGUCAAUAGGGCGUGGUCUCAUGGGCGACACCCAUUAUUCUCCCACUCUGCAGUAGCUGGCGCCGCCACUGCUUGAAACUGCAAUACAGUGAAACUCAUUAAAGUACCUACUUUCAUAAUAACUUGAACCCAAAAAGGGAUAUUUUAUGCCACUUUCAUAAACACCUUAUAAACCUAAAUUUCAAACAAUGGUCGUAUUUAAAUGGUUUAGAAUUCUUUAAACUUACAUUUUCAGAGCAGAUUUCAGUGGUGCAGUACAGUCAACAUAUAAAUAAAAAAAAUGAAGCAACAAGACUUGAAUAUCUGAAAAGAUGAAAUUAAAGACCACGUUCGAAUCAACUAGACCGUUAGGCCCCUUUUUGUUAAAGACACUGACUAGGCUAAACUGAAAAAUGUAGGUUCUUCUAUGCGGUUUUCUACUGUAUCAAUCAUUCCAAGCUUAUAUUCCGGCCACUAUUUUUCCUUAUUCUUCCCCAUUGCUUGAUGACUUUUUAUAUUAUUUGUUUGCACCAAAACGACUGAGAGUCAAAAGUAAACCGUGUCGUGCCACCCACGAUUCAGAUUGCAGGACAUUUAGACAAAUAUAAAGACCGACAUAGUAAAAUGGAAAGAAUGCUAAAUGAGGACAGGGAAUAUCAAAUCUUAGUAGAUCGUGGAGAGAGAUCGAUAUAUUGGGAAAUAUUAAAAAAGAUACCAAGCAAGUAACACAGCACAAAAGAAAGGUGCAUUGUAAAUGUAAACGGGACGCACAGCGAAAGCUUAUUUUGCAUAAGGUUUUGUAAGUAUGGGUAGACACACGAAAAGCUAUGGUGCACGUAUUACAAACUGAAAUUUUAUAAAAGCAACCUUGUCUAUGUUUUUAAGUUGAUUCAGC